Messenger RNA from Xenopus tropicalis (tropical clawed frog), 1398 nucleotides. RefSeq names its product proteasome 26S subunit, ATPase 2 (gene psmc2). Gene Ontology annotation, molecular function: ATP binding; ATP hydrolysis activity. Lineage: Eukaryota; Metazoa; Chordata; Amphibia; Anura; Pipidae. Gene Ontology annotation, cellular component: cytoplasm. The record is from RefSeq and is marked provisional.
UGUGGAUAGACAUCAUGCCUGACUAUCUAGGAGCGGACCAGCGGAAGACAAAAGAAGAAGAAAAGGAGGACAAACCUAUCAGAUCUCUUGAUGAAGGAGAUAUUGCAUUGCUGAAAACCUAUGGACAAAGCACUUAUUCAAGGCAGAUCAAGCAGGUAGAGGAUGACAUACAGCAACUGCUUAAGAAAAUAAAUGAGCUUACAGGUAUUAAGGAGUCUGAUACAGGACUUGCUCCUCCAGCACUGUGGGAUUUGGCUGCAGAUAAACAGACACUUCAGAGCGAGCAACCACUUCAAGUGGCAAGAUGUACAAAAAUAAUAAAUGCAGACUCAGAGGACCCAAAAUACAUUAUUAAUGUAAAACAGUUCGCUAAGUUUGUGGUAGACCUCAGUGAUCAAGUUGCUCCUACUGACAUUGAAGAGGGUAUGAGAGUCGGUGUUGACAGGAACAAAUACCAGAUUCAUAUCCCUCUUCCUCCAAAGAUUGAUCCCACUGUAACAAUGAUGCAGGUAGAGGAGAAACCUGAUGUAACAUACAGUGAUGUUGGAGGCUGCAAGGAACAAAUAGAAAAAUUGCGAGAAGUUGUGGAAACACCACUGCUUCAUCCGGAGAGGUUUGUUAACCUUGGUAUUGAGCCUCCCAAAGGAGUACUGCUGUUUGGACCUCCUGGAACUGGCAAAACGUUGUGCGCACGUGCUGUAGCCAACAGAACAGAUGCCUGCUUCAUCCGAGUCAUUGGAUCUGAGCUUGUGCAGAAAUACGUGGGAGAGGGAGCCCGUAUGGUGCGUGAGCUAUUUGAGAUGGCCAGAACCAAAAAAGCAUGUCUUAUUUUCUUUGAUGAAAUUGAUGCCAUUGGUGGGGCUCGUUUUGAUGAUGGAGCUGGAGGUGAUAACGAAGUCCAGCGCACUAUGCUAGAACUUAUCAACCAGUUGGACGGCUUUGAUCCCAGAGGAAACAUUAAAGUGUUAAUGGCCACUAACAGACCAGACACUUUGGAUCCUGCUCUUAUGAGACCUGGAAGACUGGACAGAAAAAUUGAAUUUAGUUUGCCCGAUCUGGAGGGCCGUACGCACAUAUUUAAGAUUCAUGCACGUUCUAUGAGUGUCGAGAGAGAUAUAAGAUUCGAACUUCUGGCUCGGCUAUGUCCUAACAGUACAGGAGCCGAAAUUCGUAGCGUGUGCACAGAGGCUGGAAUGUUCGCUAUUCGAGCUCGCCGUAAAGUCGCAACUGAGAAAGAUUUCUUAGAAGCUGUGAACAAGGUGAUCAAGUCGUAUGCAAAGUUCAGCGCUACCCCAAGAUACAUGACUUACAACUAAUUCCAGCAGCUACUGUUUUUGGCACCAUUAUCUGUUAUGUAGAACAAUAUUGUGUUGGAAUAUAAAUAAAUAGUAAAAACUA